Messenger RNA from Callorhinus ursinus (northern fur seal), 7814 nucleotides. The record is from RefSeq and is a predicted model, not a curated record. Lineage: Eukaryota; Metazoa; Chordata; Mammalia; Carnivora; Otariidae.
GAGGGGCUGAGGAGCCCGAGGGCACCCACAGGGAGAUUCCUGAAGCUGACUCAGAGCCACGGAGGAUUUGCCUGUUCUUUGUUACCUGCUUGUGCUUCCCAUUGACCAACCAGACUGAAAGCAGAAGAGAAGGAAGCCUGUGGAAGCACUCCACACAGGAAAUUUUGAUGCCAGAGUACAGCAUUCAAGAACCCUAAGAUACAGAUAUUGUUGGAACUUCUCCAUAUGCCAAUUCUUCCUAUUCUCAUGCUGGUAGAGUUCCACUUUUGAGUAGAUCCCAUCUUCCUGCCCAAGGCUCUCUAGCUCCAGCUCACUGCAGGAGGGAAUUAUGACCGAUCGAAGGCACUCAUAUGGUCUCAUUCUCCUUGCUGGGAAUUGGUUAGAAUCCCAAAACAAAAGAGCAGAUUGAAAAUCUGUUACGGAAUGGGAUGAACAAGGAGCUGCGAGAUCGUCUUUGUUGCCGAAUGACUUUUGGGACUGCAGGACUUCGUUCUGCUAUGGGGGCAGGAUUUUGCUAUAUUAAUGACCUUACAGUAAUACAGUCAACACAGGGAAUGUACAAAUACCUUGAAAGAUGUUUCUCAGACUUCAAGCAGAGAGGCUUUGUUGUUGGGUAUGACACCCGGGGUCAAGUAACUAGCAGCUGCAGCAGCCAGAGACUUGCUAAACUCACUGCUGCAGUCUUACUGGCCAAAGAUGUUCCUGUGUACCUUUUUUCAAAAUAUGUUCCUACACCUUUUGUACCAUAUGCAGUCCAGGAGCUCAAAGCAGUUGCAGGUGUGAUGAUUACUGCUUCUCACAACCGCAAAGAAGAUAAUGGAUACAAGGUUUAUUGGGAAACUGGUGCUCAGAUCACAUCUCCUCAUGAUAAAGAAAUUCUGAAAUGUAUCGAAGAAUGUGUGGAACCUUGGAACGGUUCCUGGAAUGAUAAUUUAGUGGAUACCAGCCCACUGAAGAGAGAUCCUCUGCAGGACAUUUGCAGAAGAUACAUGGAAGACCUUAAAAAGAUCUGUUUUCACAGGGAAUUAAACUCAAAGACCACCUUGAAAUUUGUACAUACAUCUUUCCAUGGGGUUGGACACGACUAUGUGCAGUUGGCUUUCCAAGUAUUUGGUUUUAAGCCUCCAAUUCCAGUACCAGAACAAAAAGAUCCAGAUCCAGACUUUUCUACCGUUAAAUGCCCAAAUCCUGAAGAAGGAGAGUCUGUGCUGGAACUUUCUUUGAGACUGGCAGAGAAAGAAAAUGCCCGCGUAGUGCUAGCCACUGAUCCUGAUGCAGACCGGCUGGCAGUGGCAGAGCUUCAGGAGAAUGGUCAUUGGAAAGUUUUCACAGGGAAUGAAUUGGCAGCUUUGUUUGGGUGGUGGAUGUUUGAUUGCUGGAAGAAAAAUACAUCAAGAAAUGCUGAUGUGAAGAACGUUUAUAUGUUAGCCACCACAGUCUCUUCCAAAAUUUUGAAGGCAAUUGCACUUAAAGAAGGAUUUCAUUUUGAGGAAACAUUACCAGGUUUUAAAUGGAUUGGAAGUAGGAUAAAAGACCUCCUGGAAAAUGGGAAAGAAGUCCUUUUUGCAUUUGAGGAGUCGAUUGGUUUUCUGUGUGGCACUUCGGUUUUGGAUAAAGAUGGGGUGAGUGCAGCCGUUGUUGCUGCCGAGAUGGCAGCUUACCUGGAAACCAUGACUAUAACAUUGAAACAGCAACUGAUUAAGGUUUAUGAAAAAUAUGGUUAUCACAUUUCAAAAACUUCGUAUUUCUUGUGUUAUGAUCCAAGUACCAUCAAAAGUAUAUUUGAAAGGCUUCGCAAUUUUGAUUCUCCAAAAGAAUAUCCAAAAUUCUGUGGGACAUUUGCUAUAUUACACAUACGGGACGUUACCACUGGCUAUGAUAGCAGCCAGCCUAAUAAGAAAUCAGUGCUGCCUGUCAGUAAAAACAGCCAAAUGAUUACAUUUACUUUUCAAAAUGGCUGUGUUGCUACUCUUCGGACAAGUGGCACAGAACCAAAGAUAAAGUAUUAUGCGGAGAUGUGUGCAUCCCCCGAGCAGAGUGACACUGCCUUCCUAGAAGAGGAAUUGAGGAAACUCAUUGAAGCUUUGAUUGAGAAUUUUCUUGAGCCCAGUAAAAAUGGACUGAUCUGGCGUUCUGUUUAGUGCACACCAGUACGCCAUGACUUUGCACCGGCGCAUAGAACAGAACAACCUGGAACUCCAUGCGCUGAAGUCAUGUUAGCGUUCUCUCUCUAUCUCAUCUGGCCAACUAUCUUUGUACUUUGAUUUUCUUUCCUUUGGUGGGCUGAUGCAACAAACUGUAUAAAUUCAAAAGGAAAUGGUCUGGAGAGAAAGGAUUCAAAUUUUUUCAUAAUCUUGAACAACUGUCAUUGCAUUGAAAGUAUUCUAGUAACACGUUGUUCUUCCUUUAACAGAAAAAAAAACCCAAUACAUAAGUGAGUUUUCUUAUUGAAGUGUGAUUAAGCUUAGUUCCAUAUUGUAAUUGUGUAUAGCACGGUUUUUUAAAAAGGCAGAUAAAUGUUAUAUAGUUGUAGAGUUAGUUAAGGAAAUUAAUCUAUAAAAUUGACAAGAAAAUAGCAUUGCUGCCAGCAUAGUGUGGGAAAGUGUCAUUAUUUCGUCAUAGGUAUUAACUUACAAAGUAGAGUAUUUGAAAUCGGGUGUUAGCAUUUCUAGCUUAGAACAGAUGUUACCAUAUGUGGUUUCAGGUGCUCUUGGUGCAGUGUAAAUUUAUUGUGUGUAUUUAAAAUUCUGACGUUUACUGAACAUGAAAAAAUAGUGGCAGUGCUCCUAGUGGCUUCAUUCUUGUCAGAUUUCUUGGUGCCUUCUCAGGGUAUGGUGUGAAUUAAAACAGUGUUCCUGCAUUGAAUAUAAUUUAGUCAGUUAAUUUUCAGAUAGUUAUUUCAGACCAAACUAUGUAGGUGCUUCCCCUCUAUAUCAGAUCAAUUUCCCCCAUUUAAAAAUCUUAUGAAUGUAAAUAAAAAUCCUAAUAAAAUCAGAGUCAAUGUAACUGUGCUUAAGGAUCUUCUUGUAAGAAUUAAUGUCAAUAACACAGCCUUCAGGUAAAGAAAAAAAUCUGAACUGAGAAAGGAGCUCUGAAUUUAUUUAAAAAUCUGACUUUGGAAUUACAUUUUUAUAAGUAGAUUUAUUCCUUUAUCAGAUGAAGUAAUGCUAAUUUUUCUAAGAAAUAAAAUAUCCAGAUUUUAGGUGUUAUCUAACGCUAAAACUACAUGUUUUAAAACUAAAGUCCAGUUUAUUCUAUUAUCAUGCUGGCCACUGUAGAAUUUCUGAUCCCAAGAGUGCUCUUUCUUUUUCACUGUGGAAAAAAAGUUUGCAUAUUUUUUUCAAGUAGGCUCUAUGCCCAGCGUAGAGCCCAAUGUGGGGCUUGAACUCAAGACCCUGAGAUCAAGACCUGUACUGAGAUCAAGAGUCGGAGGCUUAACCGACUGAGCCACUCAGGUGCCCCUCAGUGUGGAAAAAAAUUUUGGAAGGUCACUUUUGGUUGCUUCUCCAGCCUUCUAAAAAAGUCUUAGUAGAGAAGUACCAAUUUCAUUUAAUUUAAUGUUAUUUUGUUUUCUUAAAGUGUCUCCUGUCCUAUACCACUCACAGGAUACUUAAACACAUGUUGUAUAGUUAAGGGGUAACAGUAACAAGACCUGGGGUGUAAUCAUACUAAACAAAUUGCUAAUGGGACAUAACUGGCAUUAGAGUAUUUAUUUCCUAAAUAAUAAUAAUGAUAUAACGUUUAAACUGAUUAGACUAUUUAGUAAAUAAUGGUAUGGUUUGUUGCAGCUCCAUCAGCUAACAUUUGGUUGAACCCAUAUAGUGCAAAUAUAAUUUUCAAAUUAUUGUAUUGCCACUAUAGUUAAUUUGUUCCUUCCUUUCCUAUAGCUAGAUCUCAUAUGACUGUAGAUAAUAGACAGCUAGCUAAGUGUAGAGCACUAUACUUCUGAAUGACUUUGUUCUCAAAGGCUUUGCACUGAAGAAGGAAUGUGCAGACUCUUUUGUUUUAUUUGCUUUUAGGAAUGUAGAAUGUAAUUUAGGAGAUGGCCUAUAUUCUACCAACUAGUAUGAACAAUGCUAUAUAUAUGAAAAAUGUGUAUAUUUGGCGCUUAGUAUCUGUGUUUCAGUGACCGAAGAACAAAGUAGAGCUAAAAUGAUAUGCUAGCCCAUUCAUAAUCACUAAAGCCAUGUCAUGAUUGUCAUUCUAUUGUAAGGAGAACAGUUUUGAGUGCUUUAAUAUAAUACAACAUUUAAUAUAACACAUCAUCUUAAUCAAGGUGAAAAGUUAUUAAAGCUUAGAUUCUUAUCUCAAAAAUUUAAAAAUCCAAAGUUAAAAUCAACAAAAUGUUACAAAUGUUCCUGAUGUGUAUAGAUUAAGGGAAUUAUUUGAUUCUAGCCAAACUCUCAAGUCUAUAUUAGCGUGAUAUUUAACAUGAACUUGACAUAGUGGUGUGCAGUUGCCUAACAGGGUAAAUUUAGUAACCCAAGCCGACCAGGAAAGACAGGAGUGCUGGACUGUAGGCCUCAGCCUUGGGCUCUACGUUGUUUAGCUUUUUCUUUAUGAAAAAUAUCAUGAAAAUGAAUCCAUUCCCAUUGAGUAUGUAGAUUAAAACUGGGCUUUUCUAGAGUUUUGGGGAAAAGGAAUGAACUAGUGGGCAAGAUCAAAGCAUACACUGAAAAUAAACAGUAGAAAUAAAGAAACAAUAAGAAAGGUCAAUAAGAUGGCACAGGAAAUGCUUCUUGUGAAGGGCGAACUUACCUCUCUAAAAGUAGGGAAUAAACUGGCUGUGAGCAAGUUGUUUACCCAUGUUUAUUUGUUAUAAUGAUGAGCAGAUAGAUCGUGAAACUUUUGUUUUCCUUUAUUAGCAACCACUAAAAAGAGGCCAAGUUUUAGGAGGUGAGAAAAAGUACCCCUCUUACUGAUUCAAUUCCUGCUAGGAUGUUGUGUCUUAGGAUCAUGUGGGAGCUGGGGAGGAGAGGACAUAGCAGGAAUCAAAAGGAAUACAACAGAGAUGGUGAGAACAAGUUCAAAGAAUUCAGAUCAUUUAACUCUGGAGGGGAGAAAGCUGUUGAGACAAUUUAAUAAGUCUUAAGUUAUUAGUUGAAUUUUUUAUUAAAGGACUCAAAGUAAGAAAUAUGACAAACUGUUCUCUAUCUUCAGUGAGGACAGAAUAAAAGAGAAUAAGGACCUUUUCAAAAAAAAACUAAAUGACAGAUUUAAAUAUUAAGGGAUAUACUAAAUGUCUUUUAAAGGUUUCUUCCAAAAUUUUUUUAAAACUCAGGUUGGAACAAUGAUGAUGUCAUAGGGAGCACUGAAAGUAACAUUUGGGUUUCGCUCCCUAUCUAGAAGAAUUUAGCUCACAAGAGAGUUUUUGUAUAUGUUGAGUAGUAGAUGCAUGAGUGCAGUCUUUAUUCACUGCACAGAGACCUGCUUAGAUACGAUUUUUAAUUUAACCUGGCAAAUUAAGUGAGACUUGAACACCAUUUUGUUCAUCUUGAAGAAUGUAUAGCAUUAUAGGAUAUUUGAGGGUUUUGUUUUUUGCAUGUAGUAACUUCAGCAGACAGAGAAGUUCUAAGAGAUUGGAUACUUUAGGAAUAUCCUUAUAUAGAAAAUAGGCCUCCUGUCUCUUAAGGAGGUUGCCUCUGGAGUGGAUGCAACAGAGAUAUUAGCUGGAGUUUAAUGGAGAAAUUGUUCUAUGAACUGCUGCUACUGGUAUUUCUUUCCAGUGUUUUCCACUGAUGUUUGUGAUGCUUGAAAAAUCCAAAUUUUGCUUGGAUAAAUUUAUUUUAUGACUUUUUCUCUCUACCUCCCUCCUUCCCUAGGUGCCCUCGUGCAUUUGGUUACUGUGAAAAGCUAUUGCUCUAUUACCUCACUGAUAAGAAAUCUUAACUGUAUUCAUUCAGAAUGCUUUAAACUGAUUCAUAAAAGUAUGUUUGGAUUUUUUUUUGACUUUUGAUUAUUUUGUUAUUGUGAGAAUAUUUAAGACAUUGUAAGAAGUAAUUUUAAAUCUAUUUCAUAGCCUUUUGGGUCUGUCUGGAUACUACUAUAUGCUAAUUUAUUAUGGCCUUCUAUAAUUCACUUGUUUUUCUGAGAUUGCUCUAGAAAUUGAUGAGGAAAGAGUCCUACCACUCAAAAUGGAUGGCCAAUUUUAUUUCAGGUCUCCUUGUACUUGGGGCAUCCAAAGCACAAAAUCUGAAGAAAUCUUUUUUCACAUUUGUCCCCCAGAACAUCUUACCAUAAGCCAUAAGAAGUCCAAGUGGAAAGAAGAGAACCUUUCAUUGCAGGACUUGACACGGCAUGACUCUCUUUAGUUCUAGUUGAAAAAACCAAAUUAGUUUUUACCAUUGGUUACUUUAAAAUAUUAACCAUACUGUCACGUUCAUUAAACCAUCUUUUCUCUUUGUUAUUUCAAGACUAUAUACCUUAAAAAGAGGACAUUUAAGAAUGAGUAAAGUGACCAAGAUAAGGGCGCAUGGCAUGCUAAAGUUUGCUUCUCAAAUUUUUCCACCAGCAUAACCCUAAAGCAGAGGAACAUGAUGAAUAUGUGGGGGGAGGGACCCAACCCAAACUUAGAAGCAGUCUACCGCUCAUGAAAUUUCGUAUUCUGUCAUUAAAAUGUAAGCUGAAUUUUGCAUUCCCCAUAAUAAAACUGUUUCGAUGUAAAAAGGAUUCCUUCAGUCCUGACAGAAGCCGGUGCUGCCAGAAAGGAGCACCGUGUUGAUCAUAGAGCCUCUUAGUGGUUCCCCCCCCUCCUCAAUUGCUGCAUCUGCCUGGUGGUACACACAACGACCUUAACAUGAGAAAUAGAAACAUAGAAUGUAUCUAGCCUGUUCCCUGCAUUUUAAAAGCUGAACUUUGAAAAGUAUUACUGCCAAAUUAAACUGACCUGAAACAGUUACGUUAUCACUGAACCUCAUUGUCAGAGGUGUUGGCCAGUUUGUUUUCAUUAAUUCACUGGCAUUCCUUGACUGAGAUAGAGCAUCUGACUACCAGCUCCCUGAGAGCAGAGAUCAUGUUUUAUUAUUUUUCAUAUCCUCCUACCCCGCCAAGUAUAGUACCUAUUAUAGAAUGCUUAGUUGGUGAUAAUAGGAAAUAGUGGGUUGCAUUUUAAAGCAGCUAAUAGCUUAAGAAGCAAUCAAAAAUGUUAAUUUUCUGGUUCAGUUUUUUUAAACAAUUCUCAUUACUGAAAUUUAUAAUAAAUCAUCUUCAUUAAGCAUGCACACCCUUAAAUACUCAGUUUCUUUUGAGAGAGCAGAGCAUAUUUCCUAUUUGGAAAAUUAUAUAUAAUGCCUAGUAUUUUACACUCAAAGCAAGGUGUUGGCCAAGUAGGCUCAGAAGGUAUCUAUGUAGACUUAAUAUCACUGGGUAUAGGUGCCAGUUUGAGCCUCCUAGUGCUACCUUCCAAGUGAGUCACAACUAACUUGAUACGAUUUGAUAUAUUUUUGUCCACUGUUAUGAUUCAUCAUAUAUCUCACAAGAGGCACUCAAGCAAGAGUCUGCAUCUGUAUAUAUUGUGAGGCCUUCUUGUUUUAGGCUAAAAUAAACUUUGUAUAUGUCACUGAAUAUGCCAGAUAAAAUAUAUGCAGUUAAGAAUGAAUUAUUUUUCUGACUAUGUAGCAGUAGAUCAAAAAUGUGCUCUUGUUUUACCAGUUUUUGUCAACAUUUUCUCAUUUUUUUUUCUGAUGAAAACACCAGGGUGUAUCAUAAGUACUACCUGUGAGAAUUUGCACUUGAAGUGCUUGUGUGUGAAUUUCUUGUGGUUUUAGCCAAAUGAAGUGUUAUCAGUAAUAAACAGGCCUCUUUAUAGGCAUGAA